Messenger RNA from Corticium candelabrum, 3018 nucleotides. RefSeq lists its product as uncharacterized. The transcript is spliced from 19 exons. The record is from RefSeq and is a predicted model, not a curated record. Gene Ontology annotation, molecular function: protein binding. NCBI's taxonomy places the organism in Eukaryota, Metazoa, Porifera, Homoscleromorpha, Homosclerophorida, Plakinidae. Bases 11 to 2893 code for a protein of 960 amino acids.
AUUGCUCAAAAUGAGGUGUCAGCUUAUUGUUUUUCUUUGUAUUUAUUUUACAUCUUUACAUGCUCUCCCUCCGUUUACAUUGCAACCAGUUGUUGACAAGGCUAAGGAUGCAAUAUCAAAGGCAUUGCCUGUCAAGCCAACAGGCCUCAACAAGACGACCUACUUGGAUACAAUGGCUGGGAUUGUCCACUACUUUAGGCAGUUCCAAGAUUCUGAUGGAGCAAUAAUUGAUCCGUACGAACACAGAGAAAUUCAGUACUCAACUCCAUGCUAUGCCGAUGCAGCAGCUACACUGAUUGUCACAGGAUACACUAACGACACCAGUCUCCUUGCCAGUGCAUCAAAGGCUCUUACGAAAGCCUUUACUGACCUGGUAGCAGGCACUUGUGCUCAGGGGCACUGCAACUUCUACACAAUGCCAUGCAUGUUUGCAUACAUGUCACUUAAAGAUAAAGUGGACAAACAAACGGUUACCAAAUGGGAGCAACUAGCAGCACAGAUGAAUCCUGAUAAGAUAUACCAUGGAGGACAAAAUAACUGGGGAGUCGUGGCACUGGCAGGAGAGUAUCUUCGUUACAAACUGGGACUUAGCAACUCAACAGAAUGGCUAGAAAACGAGCUGAAGGCACAAGUCAAUGCUGAACAUUUCACAGCAAAUGGUCAGUAUCAGGAUAGAACAGGCUAUGGAGGACACUUGAAUCCGAUGCCUUAUGAUCACUUUCCAAGAAAAUAUUUGGCGGUGAUGAUGCAGUGGGGAUACAACAUGUCAUAUGCAUCUGACUUGCAGACUCUGCUGGAUCGUGCUGCUUGGGUGUCGCUACUAAUGCAGUCACCUUGGGGAGAGCUGCCAACAGGCGGUCGCAGCUCCCAACAUCAGUGGAAUGAGGCUGUACAGACAGUCACCUAUGAACUUUACGCCAACAAAGCAGCUAUGAAUGGAGACAUGGUGAGUGCUCGUGCUUUCAAACGAGCAGCCAGAUUAGCUCAUAAGUCAGUCAGAAGAUGGAGAAGAGGGACUGGUGACUUAUUCAUUGUAAAGAACAGAUUUGAUCCAAAACUGCGUCACGGAUAUGAGUCCUACUCAUUCCAUUCUCAAUACAAUUUGCUGCCAGCAAGCAUGUUAGCAACUGCAUUUUAUUAUGCUAAUGACACAAUAGACGAAGGGCCAUCACCAGCUGAUGUUGGAGGGUUUGCGUUUGAGAUUCGUGACUUUCACAAGAUAUUUGUCAACGUAGCUGGAAUGUAUCUAGAGAUAGAGACAGACGCUGACCCACACUAUGACAGUACAGGUCUGACUAGGAUUCAUACUCAUGAUGUCGAACCACUCAUCAUGCCUACAGCUGGAAGUGCACAAAAAGAUGGAUCAAUAGCCGUCGGUCUGGUCUACCGUGAUGAUGAAAAGUGGGGCAACUUGUCGUCAGUUGGAUACCUCCAACAUGUCAACUAUACAUUAACUGUAAUGAGUGUGAACACAUCAUAUGCUCAUAUUGCCAUAUCUUGGAACAUCAGCCAAGCAAACCAAGCAUACAAAUUGGUUGAACAGGAAUACUCUGUUUAUCCAGAUAGAGUAGAGGGAAUGGCGCUUGUUAAUCUGCUUAUUAUCAACCUUGGAUUCUCAUUUCCUGCUUUUCUCUAUGAUGGACAAACAAAUUCAACAGUCAAAAACAACAGUGAAAAGAAAUGUCAGACGACUGUGGAAUGGGGACAGUCAUCAACCACGUUUGAAAUCACCGACUUCACGCCAUACAGAUACAACUGCUCAUGCCAGCAACAACCAGGAGAAAUCUAUUCUCGUAAUGGAUAUCUGGCUGAUGUGAGGUGCUAUGUGGCCGAAGCAACACUCGACUCUGCAACCCUUUCAUAUCGACUCACUCCAAAACAUUCGGGCACCUCAUCACUGAUGCAACCCAGCAAGCCAUCGAAAACAAGACAGCAAUCCAGAUCACGAUAUUUAUCAGCCACCGUCCCGGAUGUACAUGUCCCGGAUAUAAUAAUGGACAUUGAGUUGCUAGAUCAGCAGCUCAGUGAACUGGAAUUGCUGCGUGCUAUGUUUCCAGGAGUCGACGAGCUUACACUAGACGACAGUGAAACUGUGAGAAAGAUUGAAGACUACGUUUUUAAGCGUUCAGAAUCGCUGCAAGCAAUUUCUCUCAUCACUUUCACGGUCAACUUGCAGAUUCCCGCCAUGAACGACAAGACAACUGUUGAGCUAACGUCGACCUUUCCGCGCGACUACCCGCACGCAAAACCACAUCUACACAUCAGAUGUCGAGAGAGAAGUCGAACAGAUGAAGACAAGAUGAACUCUGCUCUAAAACAAUUUCUCUCAUCUCUACCAGAUGGCGAGAUUUGCAUUCUACCUGUUAUACAAUGGCUUAAAGAAAAUGGAGGAUCAUAUCUAAAUGAGAUUCGUCAAGAGACUGUGUGUAGAAGUGGAAGGAAGAGGGUCGAGAGUCGACCACGUCAACUCAGUCAACUAAUUCGUAUUUGGUUUUAUAUGCAUCAUAUCUAUAGUAAACAGAAGAGAAAGGAUAUUGUGUCGUGGGCUGAUGAGUUGAGAUUGACUGGGUUUUCCCUGCCUGGUAAACCGGGCGUCGUUUGUGUUGAGGGAGACGUUCAGUCGGUCGAGGAAUAUUCCCAGAGAAUAAAGGCAAUGAACUGGAAACGAAUUACAAUUAGACAUCACGAGGUGAUUGACGCUGUAGAUGGUGAUCUGGAGAUAUUGAAAAAGUUUGGUCCAUUUGAGGAAUUGAACUUUGACGCGCACGCCAGUGGAAAGAGUAGAGAUUACCACAUGGAUUUAGGGCAAUUCUGUCAGUACCUAGAGGCUCACAAAGCAAAGGAAAUGUUCACUAUUUUGUUUGGAGUUGACGGAAAAGCAGCAAACAGUUAAUAACAGUUAGAAUCACGGAUGAGAAAUACGUGUCCAUUACCUGUAUGCAUGUAUGCAAGUUAUAACAUGCGAAUGCUCCUUGUACAUGUUGUGAUAUGCCAAGCCAAUACAAUGAAAUCGUGUUC